CUCCAGUCUAAAAUCAUUCCCUUGUUAUCCCACUGCAUGCUUUCCUGACUUCUAGUCUACAAACCAGCAGCAGAAACACCAUGGCCUUCAGUGGAAAAUACGAAGUGGAAUCCCAGGAAAACUAUGACGCCUUCAUGAAGCUCAUUGGUGAGUAAUAUUACAUUUUAAUACAAUAUGAGACAAAAGACGAAGAGGCAAGUGAUAGGAUUACGCAGACAGAUACACACACAAACAUACAUAUACAUACGUUUAAUUGAUAUCUCAUAGAUAUAUCCCAGGACAUACUUGAAAACGAGAGAAAUCUCAAUGUAUCUUUCCUGGUAAAAUAUUUUAUAAAUUAAAUAAAUAUACUAUUACAAUGUGUAUACAACUAUUUUUAUAUUGUGUGUAUAUAAGUACUGCAACUUUCUGUCCCUCGUCUCUAAUGUAAUGCAUCCUGUCAAGUGAUAAGAAUAUCUGUUACCUUUAUGUGAAAUAUAUAUACUGUACAAUUACUGUUCUUCUACUCUACUGUAAUGUAACACAAAAAAUAUCAAAUGCAUCUGUUUUAUAGAAAUAAAAUAUACACUAUAUAACUAAUACACUUGACUAGCAAUUAUUGAUGUUACUGUAAAACAGCCUAAGCCUUGAAGUGUUAAGUAGUUACAUCACCUCUAUAUAAAUGAAACACAUGCACUGUUUAAUUACCGCAUUACCUGUACCUCCCCUGUACGUUAAUGGUUUACCUAUUAAGGAAAAACCCCAAUCGUUUAGUACUGAGUCAACAAGUUACCUAGGGUUCAUCGGGCAGAAAUUCCCUUCACUAAGCUAAGCCCAAUAGUGUAGGUGUGAGCUUAUUACCCAAAUAUGAUCAGCUGACUCUCAGACAAUGAGCUGGCUCUGCAUUGCAGAUCUUAGCUUCCGAUACCUAAAAGUAUUUUCUGGCCCUUACUUCCAGCUGGCAGAAGGCAGGAAGCAAAACCCAGCAGAGCCUAUGUUAGAAUUUAAACCAUUACUAAACAGUUUGUCUAGUUACAUGAUGGGAGCAGGCAUUCCUGGCGUCAUAACCACUACAGCGAUUUCUAGUGACUAUGUUGCUUGGAAUGUUCCUUUAAAGCUACCAUCAAUAAUAUAUACAUAUUUACAUUGCAUAAUAACAACUGCAUUUCUAGUAUCUCCUUUUUAUUAUAAAAGUAAAGUUAAAGUGUUUCAUUAUAACUGCUGUAUCUCUUCCUCCAUAUAUAUUUUCUUUCUUAAAUGUACUCUUUUAAUUUACUCAGGCAUUCCUGAUGAUAAAAUUGAGAAAGGGAGAGACUUUAAGUUCACCACUGAGGUUGUUCAGAAUGGCAAUGACUUUACUUGGUCACAGAUUUUCCCAGGAUACACUCUGACCAACAAGUUCACCGUAGGACAGGAGGCCGACAUGGAGACCAUGGGUGGCAAGAAGUUCAAGGUAAGGAGUUUUCUGUCUACUAGGUCUGCAUCAAUUGGUUGCAAUGCUUAAUCCUUGUUAGAGCACUGGAAACAAUUUGAGAGGGUUGGAAGAGAGAAGCAAUUUCAGUGGUUGCACGGUGCACCCAAGGGUGUCUUUUGUGAAGAUUCUCCAAUGACUCUGAAAAGCAGAAACCUGGAGGUCCUUAAUGACUAGUGAAACCCCAAAUGUUAAAAAACUAAAAUAAUAAUAAUAAUAAUAAUAAUAACAAAAGCAUUGUCCAAGAAGUAUAAAAUAUUACAUGUCCAGAUAUCCAAUAGCAGUACAAAGCACAAAAACAUACGUGUAUUCCAUUCAAAGGCACAUCAAUUUCAGAACUAGAUCACAGUCCUGAUUUGGGACUUACUUCCUUCAUUGGAGGGAAAGUGAUGUCCCCAAGGCCAGUCUAAGUGAGGACUUGGGUGGCACGAGUAGGUUGCAUUAGUUGUCUUUCACCAGCAUGCUAUUUGUGUUGAUGGUAGAUGACUUUAUGCACAGAAUUAACAUUAGCCAGUCUGGAAAUCUCACUCUGGGUUGGCUAAUGAUGAUGCUGGAGGCGGCGUUACACCACGCACAGCAAAGUGCAUUAUCUCUGUAUUUGCCGCAUUCCUUUGUGAAAUGCUCCACAUAUAGACCCCAAGCACGAGGACCACUUUAAAUUACCGACGUGGUCAUCAUGGUACUUAGCAUAACCUAAUAAAUUGUUUUAUCAUUUAUAAGGGAUAGCAAUAUUACUUCAUCUUCAAAGCUUGUGAUUAUGGGUAUAAAAUCCCUUUAAAAUUGUUGGAGAUGUCAUACUCUGUAGAUCUGUGGUAUGAACAUAGAUAUUUGGAAAAAAUACAUCAUACAUUACAGUAGCUAAAAAAAAAAAAAAUAAUCAUAUGUGAACUAUCUUUGGCUUUUAUCUACUAUAUGAAGAGGGAAAUGGAAUUUUUUUUACAAGUAGCAAAAUCAUGUUUGUUAAUGCAAUUUGUUUUAACUAAUUAGAUCUUAAAUGAUGCUAAUAAAUUGCAUUUCAUAUUUAUACAAGAUUACUCAUGUCAUUACAUGUGACUGAAGUAAUACAUGUCAUCAUCAAUUUUCAUAAUAUUGUAUUAUUCAUGAGACAUUUUAUUAAAUGUAACCUCUAAUUAAUUCAGCAGAAUCAUUAAAUGUUUCUACUAUGUUGCAAAUAUUGUAGUAUUGUUAUGAUGUACUAGAAUAAAACAAAAUAUAUUUUGCAUUCUAAUCCAGCGUAUUGCUACAGUAAAUCAUUGUAUGUAAACCACAAGAAUGCAUAUACUAUUUUUCUGUCUCUAACAUUAAUUAAUGCAUGACUGCUUAGCAGGCAACAUUUAAAUAGAUUUGAUAGAAUGCACCAUAAUAUAGUUUUAGAAUCAGUAAACUUUGGAUUUACUAAAUAAUCCAAUUUACAAUAUAAAUCUUAGUUUAAACCAUCUCUCAAUAUAAAUGUGUUACCUGAGCAUGAGUUUUAUACUGUUCCAAAAAUAACUAUUAUGGGAGACUGUUUGAACACUGACAAAUCAAUAGGAAAUCUACAAUGCCAGUGGUAGGGAUAGGUAAAGUCCUAAUUUGUACUGUGCGGAAACUCUGUACCAAUUUCACAUACAAUUACAGUGCAUGGAUUUAUUUUGCCUAGAAUAGAAAAGAUAUUUACUUGAAGCCAGAUACAAAGCAUUUAACCAGUUAUUAGCAACUUGGAGAAAGUAUUCACUCACUAGUGAUCUAGCAUGGGGUGUAGUCAUUCUUUGCCUUUGGUUCCAAACUCUAGCUAAUUACAGAGAGGAUGAUGUCAUAUUGCAGCUCCCUCGGUUGGUACUAGGACAGAAAAAGGAUCAGGAAAUGUAAAAAAAAGGAUCAGGAAAUGUUAAAGGACCACUAUAGUGCCAAGUAAACAAACUCAUUUUCCUGGCAGUAUAGUGUUACUAGGUCCCCCCACCCUCAUGGCCCCCUCCCGCCGGGCUCUAUGGGGAGGAAGGGGUUAAACGCUUACCUUUCUCCAGUUCUGGGCUCCCUCGGUGCUGGGUACUCUCCUCCCUCUUCCGCCGAAUGCGCAUGCACGGCAAGAGCCACACGCACAUUCAGUCAGUCCAUAGGAAAGCAUUCUCAAUGCUUUCCUAUGGACGCUGGCGUCUUUUCACUGUGAAACUGCUAUGUUUACGGCAGAAAGGGUUAAUCCUAGAUGGACCUGGCACCCAGACCACUUCAUUGAGCUGAAGUGGUCUGGGUGCCUAGAGUGGUCCUUUAAUUUGUGCCUCUUUGGGUAUUGAUGCUCUACCUAUAGGCGAUAUGGAACCUAGAUACAUCUUUAAAAAAACACCAGAGUGUUAGGAAUGUAAACAUGUAUCCCCAGUACUAUAGUGCUGAACUACCUAUAUAGGUUAAGGUCCCUGGCAAUAUGAAAUAAAAAAGUGAAUUUUACUUACAUUAACUCCCACGCUGUAUGGUCUUGCUGAGGUCAUCAUAGGAAAGCAGAAGGCUAGUGAACAUGCGCGGUAAAACUCUACACUGUGCCAAUCAAAUGCUUUCAAUGUGGGAAUUCUGAUCUAUUACUGAGUUUGAUUCAGUUACAUUAGCUGACGCACCUAUUGUGGCUGUCACUAGAACCAGGUAAACCCUGCAAUGGCAGCAUUCAUGUAAAACAGCAAUGUUUUCAAUUGCAGAGUUAAUAAAAAAGAAAGGGGCAAUGCACCCAGACCACUUCAUUAAAGUGAAGUAGUAAUGGUGCCUUUAGUAGUCCUUUUAAUAUGCCCCACUCCUCAAGGUAAGCAGUGGGGAGGAAAACGUUCUCCCCCCACUGCCUUGUUUUAAGAUUUCAUUCACAUAUUAUUAUUCUGUUAUUAUUUACAUAGCGCCUACAAAUUCCGCAGCGCUUUACAAUGGGUGGACGAACACACAUGUAGUUAUAACCAGACAAGUUGGACACACAGGAACAGAGAUUAACUAGUAAAUGGAGAUUAAAUGGAAUUCACAACCAGCAAAUCAGCUCUGGCUUUUCAAAACGUUUCCGGUUUGAAUUUUCAUUACUAAAUUCACAUUAAAUAAAUGAGUGAUUUAAUUAAUAAUUAUUUUGCUAAAUAGUAGUCAUGAUGAAUAGCUAAACUGAUUAAAAAAACACACUGUCUCACACUCAAAUUGUGGCUCCAUGCCAUUUUAUUGGCAUGGACUCAUGCAGGUUGGUUCAGGCAGGUAUUAUUAGUCCACCCUGGGGCAAUGGCCUACAAUAAAUUGUCUACUGUAGUCUCACUGCUUUCUAAGUGCACUGGAGAUCUCUCUGAUAGGGUUUCAUAUAACGUUUUUGUUAUAUAUUAUAUCACAAUUGCAGAAGGAGCACUGAGUUAAUUUUAUAGCUGAAGAAUGGGUUUAAGAGCUAAUGCCAUAAUAUAGCUCGGGUCUCUGAAAAUCACUGCUCUGCAGUGCAAUGGGAAAUUCUUUCACAUCUAGUUUAUUAUAAUCCUGUGUAAGUAGGAGCUUUAUGUGAUGACUAACACUAACAAUAAACUUUCAUUUGCAGACAACUGUUAAACUGGACGGUGGAAAACUUGUUGUUGAUUUCCCUAAAUACCAUCAAACCACAGAGAUUUCUGGUGGAAAGCUAGUGGAGGUGAGUUGUUAGUUUUACACACUUCCAUAUGAAUUAAACUGAAAAAAUAAAUAAAACCUAACAAACCCGCCACCUGAAAAGGUAGGCAAUGUUGAGAUAUUUAUAAAACUGUAUUUUUUUACGUUUAGAUUUUUGGUGUUUUAUUAAUAACACAUUUUCACUUACAUCUGUAAUUAGAACAUAAUAUGUCCCUGCAUGUGUCUGACCUUUUUUUCAUUUAAAUGAUGGCUCAAUCCAUGAAGGGAACAUUCCACAGUUAUUAGAAUACAAACAAAAUACUCAAGUGCACUAGAACAUAUACUCUAUACCAGUUAAUAAGGUAGCAGCCAAAGCAACACGAUCCCAACAACCCUGCACUCAAAUAAGAACAGAAAAAGGAAAGAUGUAAAACGACAUAUAAAAUCCACUAGAAGAGACCUUAAUGAACAAACAAGGUCCGUUCUAGUGGAUUUUUAGGAACAUCUUGUUUUUUUCAAUUCCACAUUUAUUCACUAAAGUUUACAUUUAAAGUGAACUCCAAAUGAUAACAGUGGCAUCCUCCAAAUCCUAGGAUAGAUAUUCAAUUCAUCUUGUGAGCUCUGAAGAUGCUGUGGGAUGUGUUUCCCUUUGCGCUCAGCCAGGUGCAGUUCAUGUCAUCUUGUCAUCUUGGCCUUAUCCCUAGAAGGUUCAAUAACUGCACAUUGUAGAUGGUGUCGACAGUAAAUCCACCUCUCUCAUCCAGGCUUUCCCAGACUGAGAGUCAUUGGAGUUGCAGUGAACAAAAUCUAAUGUGAAUUAUUUAUUUCACUAAGGGUUAUAUCGUGGGUUAAUAGCACUAUUCCAGAUUUAUUUUCUUCUUUUUUUUCUUUCACAACUCAAGCUUUGCGUUUACUAGACCUUAAAAUUGUCAGAGAGUAACUUAAAUUCUAAAAACAUUUUUAUUUAUUUACUUUUUUUUUUUUAGAUCUCUGAAGCCGGUGGCGUCACCUUUAAAAGAGUUAGCAAGAAGUUGUAAAAUGUGACCCCUGUAUCACAGACUGAUAUGCUUUAAUUUCAU
This is a messenger RNA of Pelobates cultripes (western spadefoot toad), 6090 nucleotides long. Lineage: Eukaryota; Metazoa; Chordata; Amphibia; Anura; Pelobatidae. The record is from the annotation of a GenBank genome assembly.